Toxorhynchites rutilus septentrionalis is the source of this 552-nucleotide messenger RNA. RefSeq lists its product as uncharacterized. The transcript has 2 exons. Lineage: Eukaryota; Metazoa; Arthropoda; Insecta; Diptera; Culicidae. The coding region runs from base 77 to 475 and encodes 132 amino acids. The record is from RefSeq and is a predicted model, not a curated record.
AGCACCAUUCGAGAAAUAUCGUUCCUACCGUCAUACAGUUGAACGCAACGCAAAGAUUCGGACGCCAUUCGUAACGAUGAUCCAGCUCAAACGAGGAACAAACGGUGUGUGGUUCUGGACGCUGCUACUGCUGUUACUGCUGUCCGUUGGUCCUUCCCAUCAGUGGAGUUUGUUUGAUUGGUUUGGCGGAGGUUACAACGGCGAACUGAGUCACUUCUCGGGUGCUGUCGGGCGUGACGAUAUCCUGUGCGCGAAAAGAUUAGUUGGGCGAGGCACCCGGCUUCCGAUUAACAUUCCCUUCACGACAUCGAUUCCCAUCAGAGCUUACCUGGCCGAAGCGAGUGACUUCAACAGAAACGGAUUCCAGGUGGGAGUUCGGAGUGGCAACUUGGACAGCAACUCGGUAACUUUGUUCAUCGCUGGACCUAGGGCACUGCCAUACUACGUAAUGGUGGACUUUUUCUGUACCCCUUAGCGUAAGCACCUUGCCGAGGUUAACCUGACCGGUUACAAUAAAGUUAUUAUUAAACCAUUGUGAUGUGGUGUUCAGUU